Messenger RNA from Fusarium fujikuroi IMI 58289, 846 nucleotides. RefSeq lists its product as uncharacterized. NCBI's taxonomy places the organism in Eukaryota, Fungi, Ascomycota, Sordariomycetes, Hypocreales, Nectriaceae. The coding region runs from base 1 to 846 and encodes 281 amino acids. The transcript has 3 exons. The record is from RefSeq and is a predicted model, not a curated record.
AUGCCAAGACCUUCGUACGAAGAUGUAGGUAGACCUUCAAGCGUUCGAUCCACUGAGUCCAUGCGCUCUAGCCGCGGGUACCCUCGAAUAAGAAGAGCACAGGUCAUACACGGUCUGGAUCCAAAGCCAGGCGAGAUUGGAGCUUGGUCUUCACUUGCCGGAAGCACUGAGCUCUUCGACUUUGACUAUUCCUCACGCUUCAAGAAAGCUGAGCAAGAGAAGACCUUGGAAGAUCAGCUGAAACAAGCUGGGAGUAUGAAGACGAAGAUUGAAGUGAACUGUAGAGAAUUUGCGUCAAAGGGGCAGACUACAUCCGAUCCCUAUUUUGCCUUACAUGGCCUUCACCCAAGUUCCUCUAACUUCGACAUUGUGCAAGUGGCGACAACGUGCUUAGUUGCUUUUAACAAUCUUGCUCGGUCGGAUGCUAUCUUCGGCUCAUCAGCUAGGGUAACCAUCAACAGUUCAUACUACCCCUACCGCGAGUCCUGCGUUGCAGUCGUUCCAUCCACCGAACUCCUCUCGCCUCUUGAGUCCCUUGAGCGCGCUCGUGCGGUCUCUGGCGGUCUGUCACGAGUCUGGUGUGAGGUCUCAACUGCUUCACCCAAUAUAGACUCUCACAUGACUGUCCCUCUGAGCUGGGAAGAUUUCAAGAGCGCUCGAAGACCCGUUACAUGCGUGCAAGCGAUCCAUGACGGCAGCCACAUGAUCGACGACAAGGCUACGGAGAGCUGCGCGAAACACCCCAGUAUGAUCUCCAAGGAGGUUGAAGCUCUGUUUCAUCGCUUUGACUACGAACCCUUCAAUGGCGAAGAACAGGGCUUGACAACCAAGAGUGGUGUCUCUUGA